AGGGGGCGGGGGAGUGUUAGUUUUGCUGGAUGCGGUCCUUCGCCCCACUUUUGGCCGGGAGGUGGCCACCUUUAGGGCAUCGGGACCACCGGCUUUCACCAUGCCUCCCUUCUCCCAGCUCUGGGAAUGUCUUGUGGGAAGAAGGAUUGAGUCCACGGGGUUGAGCAUCCCCUCCAAAACGAGCAUCACCAGCCCUGUGGCACAUACUGCACUGGCUUGAAACCCUGGGGACCAGCUCCCCAACUCCGUGUUGCUUUUGGCCUCUCACACCCUGCACAGAUCUUGCGGUGGGGGGAGAUGACAUCAUAUUUCAUAACCCCCUCCUUAGCAGUUUAAGCCCACUCAUGUUUGUGAUGUCCUGUGGCUGCUGCUUUGAUGGACUGCUUUGCUUUUGUUCUUGCUGAACAUCACUCUACUUACCUCGUGGACCAUUCUGCCAAAGCACCCCUAAAACCAGCUCUGAUUUUCCCUUAUUGCAACCCUGUCUGGCUGUUGAGGCAGCACCACUCCAUAUACUGCACAGGUUUUUGGGGAGGGUUUCUGGCAGGUGCUGGGGCAGGCAGGUCCCCGUGUCAUGGACUGUGCAGGGUGACAAGGCACUGUCAGUGGGCAAAGUUUGAGCAAUAACAGCAAGACCAGCUUUUCUUCAGAGGGCUACUUUCUAGAAAAAACUGGAUGUGGGGUUGGGCUGUUGACAAGUGCCGGGACACCCCUAUCCACAGGGAUACUGCUCUGCAUCCUGCAGAGAGAAGGUGGACAUAAGUUGGGGUGUUGGGCUCAGAGCCUUUUCUAGCACCUCCCUACCUGUGAUGGGUGCCAGGGUCUGCCUGCCAGGGUCAGUCCUGCAACUGUGAGAGGACACCCCAGAGCACGGUGGGGUGAAGGAUCCUGAUUCACACCUUGGCUCUGAUCCCCAUUCCCAUCCAGUGUGGCCAUCACUGCCAGCUCUGUGCCCUGGGGGUCUCCACUGGACAGGGCUGGCAGCUGCCAGUGACUGGUUGCCAGCACUGUUGGGUGCUAUCUGCACUCCUUCUGGGGGUCCUGCUGCAGGCCCCCAGCCACCAAGGUCCCCCCAGGGACUAUGCAGCAGCUCUGGCCUGUCCCGAGGUCCUCAGGGCUUUGUGAUCCCCAGUGCCUGUCCCUUGUGGUUGCUUUGCCAUGUCCUAGCAGCUUCCCUGAAUGAAGGGACAGGCAGGGCAGGGAUCAGGGCAGGAACUGGGGUGCAUGGCUGUGCUGUGGCCUGAGCCCUGGUGUUGCAGGGCUGGGAAAGGCCGCAUGGUUUGACUUGUCUGGGACCCUCUGGUGACUCUCCCAGCUGGCUUCCUGGCAGGGCUCUGGCCCAGCUCCAGGUGUCAUGUGGGAGAUAAGGGGACCCUGACUUCCAGCAGUCCAGUGUCCCAGGAGGCCUCACCAUCAGGAGGAGGGGAGAGGAUCUGUGCCGCUGGCUGUAAGCCAGACCUCCCUGGAUGGGGCAGGGAACUUACUUGGGGGCUGGGAUGUCCUGCUCAGCUUGGCUUGGCUCCGUGUCUGCUGUGCAGCUGCUGACCCGCAGGGUGCCUCGAGGAGGGCCCCUGCCGGCGUGACUCUCAUUGCCAUCCCGCUUUGGUGCUGCUGCUGGGGUGUAGCUCUGUGGGGAGGGAGCAGGAUGGGGAACAGGGAAGUGAAGUGCCUCAGAAAGGAGUGGCUGGUGGGGACACCUAUGGUGCCCUUUGGACAUCCCAGGGUGGCCAUGUUUCUGGAGAGUGUAUACUUUGUCAAGGAUCCAGCCUCCAUGGAGGCUCUUUGUGGCAUGUCUGGAAGUGUCUGCAUCAUCUCUCUGGGUGGGGAAAAAGGGGAGUGGGUCUGUCCUGUUCUGGUCUUUGCCUAGGAAAGCAAGAAGGGGACUUGCUAUGUGGGGCUGAGGAACUCUGUUAUCUUCAUGGCUGUGCCUUCAGAGCAGGGAUCCAGGAUCAGGACCGUGGCUGGAGCCGCCCCCCUGCCCCACCAAGCGCACAUGUCCGCCUGCCCGUGCCCAGAAGAUGACCAGGCUGCUCUUGGGGGUGACCCUGGAAAGGAUUUGCAAGGCCGUGCUGCUGCUCUGCCUGCUCCACUUCGUUAUCAUCAUGAUCCUCUAUUUUGACGUCUACGCGCAGCACCUGGACUUCUUCAGCCGUUUCAACGCCAGGAACGCCUCGCGCACCCACCCCUUCUCCAACUCGUCCCGCCCCAACGGCACCGUUCCCAGCUACGGGCCAGCUGGUGCUGAGGCCCCAUCCCCCAGCACCAAGCCCAGCACCAACCAGUCUGCCACCGAGAAGCCCUUGCAGCCCUGCCAGGAGAUACCUCCUGGCUUAGUUGGGCGCCUGCUCAUCGAGUUCAGCUCUCCCAUGAGCAUGGAGCGAGUGCAGAGGGAGAACCCUGAUGUGCGCCAGGGCGGCAAGUACACCCCCCCCGACUGCCUACCCCGGCAGAAAGUGGCCAUCCUCAUCCCCUUCCGGCACCGUGAGCACCACCUCAAGUACUGGCUGCACUACCUGCACCCCAUCCUGCGCCGACAGAAGGUGGCUUAUGGUAUCUACAUCAUCAACCAGUUCGGUGAAGACACCUUCAACCGGGCCAAACUGCUCAACGUGGGAUUCAUGGAGGCACUCAAGGACGACGAGGAGUAUGACUGCUUCAUUUUCAGCGAUGUGGACCUCAUCCCCAUGGACGAUCGCAACCUCUAUCGCUGCUAUGAGCAGCCACGGCACUUUGCUGUUGGCAUGGACAAGUUUGGAUUCAGGCUUCCCUAUGCCGGCUACUUUGGUGGUGUCUCUGGGCUGAGCAAGUCCCAGUUCCUGAAGAUCAAUGGCUUUCCCAAUGAGUACUGGGGCUGGGGAGGAGAGGACGAUGACAUCUUUAAUCGCAUCUCCCUGAAUGGCAUGAAGGUGUCGAGGCCCGACAUCCGCAUUGGGAGGUACCGCAUGAUUAAGCAUGAACGCGACAAACACAACGAGCCUAACCCGCAGAGAUUCACCAAGAUCCAGAACACCAAAAUGACGAUGAAACGGGAUGGGAUCAGCUCGCUGCAGUACCGGCUGGUGGAGAUCUCCCGUCAGCCCAUGUACACCAACAUCACGGUGGAGAUCGGCAGGCCACCGCCCCGCCUGGCCCGCGGCUAGUGCUCCUUUAACCGGGAACCCCUGUGCCUAGGCUGGCUGGGCAUAGCAGGUUUUGCCCCAGCUCAAGAGCCAGGACUGGACAGGGAUGUUUUCUGCCUACUCUGCUGCCUUCUGGAGACGGCUGCCCCCCAGCCGGCCCUUUGGUCCCCAGGAUUUCUCCGUCUCCCCCAUCCCCACGAGUGCGUUUGCAGGACCCCUGCCCCAUACGUGGUGUGUUGGUGGAUAAGCCCAGCUGCCCUGCUAGCAGCUCCUGGCACAGAGGGAGGGGGCAACCCCAGGCUUGGCAAGAAGCCCCCAGUCCAUGCUAGCUCCUGCCUGCACCCUGGGUGGGGAGGGUGAAAUCCCGCUGCUCUGUGAGAGCUGGAGGGUCCCCACCAGCGCUGUGAGAAGUGGGGUGCAGGCUUCCCCCUUUACUAGCGCUGGAGCCACUGCUGCCCCAGCUGGGGAUGGGAACAGCCUGGGGCCCCCAGGCAGGCGGGAUCAGGGCAAGGUUGCUGCCCUGGCCAGGCACUGCCCAUGCUGCUGGGCACACAGACGUGGCUUGCUGUCUUCCUCUGCUUUAGUCUGGUGCUUAGAGCCGGGCCCUGUCUCAGCUCUGCCAAACAGAGACCUCUGAUUAGCGAACGCCCCUCGCUGUGCCUCAGUAUCCCCAGGGCUGGGGGGAUGGCAGCUGUAUCCCAUCCCCCUUCCCCAAAGGCAGGUGCUGUGUGUGAGUGCAGCCCCUGCCUGCGCCUGCCCUCACCUGCCCUCCCCACUUUGGUGGGGGAAAUAGGGCUCAUUUGAACCCCCCAGCCCCUCUUGGUGGGGGCUAGUGCAGCCCCCCUCUUGCAGGGAGGGAAUCUUCCCCUUGAGGUCUCCUCUUGUCUGCCUUCCCCCUUCCAGGCCAGGGGCAGGGGGUCUGCGGGCAGGAGAGGCUGGGCCCAUGCAGGGUGGGAGCCCUGUGCCCCUCCAUGGGACUGGGAGCCCCAGCACCCCUGAUGCUCCAUGGGGGGCUGGGAGCAGUGGGGUUGGGAGCAGGGCAGCUCGCCAGGGCUGGGGGGCACUGGCGACUUUUGUACAUUUGAAUGUCUGACCCUUUUUUCAGCGUACGUUGAAUGCAGCGUUCGGUCGUAGAGACCGAGGGUUUUGUAUUUAAUAAAAGUUUGAAAAGUUGG
Parus major (Great Tit) is the source of this 4294-nucleotide messenger RNA. It is a transcript of the gene B4GALT2, whose product is annotated as beta-1,4-galactosyltransferase 2. The transcript is spliced from 7 exons. Gene Ontology annotation, biological process: carbohydrate metabolic process. The record is from RefSeq and is a predicted model, not a curated record. NCBI's taxonomy places the organism in Eukaryota, Metazoa, Chordata, Aves, Passeriformes, Paridae. The coding region runs from base 2019 to 3140 and encodes 373 amino acids. Gene Ontology annotation, molecular function: glycosyltransferase activity.